AUGUGUCUAAAGCUAACCGUGCUUCUGCUGGGUCUGAGCACCAGCCUUGUGCUGGCUCGCAGGCUGCAGGCGCCGCUGGUAGUCGACGAAAAUAUUCGACAGCUUCAUAGCGAGAGCCUGGUUCUGGCCGAAUCGCAUCAGGCUAAAUCAACGCCUUGCUUCACCAUCUACAAUCCUCAAUUGAACCAAAUCACGAACAACUACGAGGUGGCGUACGAGAAAUGCAUCUCAGCCUAUGAAGCAUGCAGCAAGAGUAUUGAGAAUCACUAUAAACCUGCCCGCCUGGAGCUAGAGUCGACUGUCUCUCAGUCCUGCGAUGCUCUAAGUUACUGCAAUGGCUGGUCGAAUUCCUACACAGCCUUCACUUGCGCCUCCACUCAGGCUGCCGAAGAUUCGAAGAACUUCUAUGCGCUGUCUGCCAACGCUACAAACUUGGCUGCCAACGUCAAGGCGGACUAUGUUCAGAGUAACACUGUGAAGACCGUGUGCGUUAACAAUGCGGAGAGGACCUAUGUUGAGGACACGACUCGGGUCUAUGGCCAAUUGAAUAGUUGCCUUCUGGGCUAUGACAUUCCCAAUCCUCCAACUACUGAUACUACUACCGAGUACCCAACGACGUUGGAAUACUACACAACGAGCGUUACUGAUUAA
Messenger RNA from Drosophila hydei, 651 nucleotides. RefSeq lists its product as uncharacterized. The record is from RefSeq and is a predicted model, not a curated record. The transcript has 2 exons. Lineage: Eukaryota; Metazoa; Arthropoda; Insecta; Diptera; Drosophilidae. Bases 1 to 651 code for a protein of 216 amino acids.